AUGGAGCUGGUGGGUUCAAAGGAUCGGUUUUCCGCAGACGAGCGUAUCACAAUCAACGUCAAAUUCUCCAUGGUGGGCCAGAUUCGGGCCUCCUUCACCGAGGAGCGAUGGACCCAGGCAUACGACAAAAACGAUGUCGUCUUCAAGCUAAAGUACGGCAUCAAGCUGCAGGUCGGGGGGUUCAGAAAACGGACCUUGGGCAGCCAGAUAGACUCCUACAGAAAGGCAUCCAUCUUCUGGACCCGAAAUCCCCUGCUUGUCAAUCCCAUGAAGGAGCGGCGGGUCUGGGUUCAGGUUGCAAAGAACUUCAAGCCGUUUAUCCGGCUUACCGAGGAGGAGGUGAGGGAGGAGCUGUUUGAUUUUGACGAGGGGAUCUCCUUCCAGGCAUCCGAGCUGGGAUCUGGAAGACACGCCAUAUCCGCCGAGGUGCAGGCCUCGUGGCAGAAGCACGAGUUUAUCCCCUCCCAGAGCUGCAAGAACAACAGCCCGGAGAUCGAGCUAAUCAUAAAUUAG
This is a messenger RNA of Geodia barretti, 513 nucleotides long. Lineage: Eukaryota; Metazoa; Porifera; Demospongiae; Tetractinellida; Geodiidae. The record is from the annotation of a GenBank genome assembly.